This is a messenger RNA of Gaeumannomyces tritici R3-111a-1, 252 nucleotides long. RefSeq lists its product as hypothetical. Bases 1 to 252 code for a protein of 83 amino acids. The record is from RefSeq and is a predicted model, not a curated record. The transcript has a single exon. Lineage: Eukaryota; Fungi; Ascomycota; Sordariomycetes; Magnaporthales; Magnaporthaceae.
AUGAUCAUUGAGAAGAGUACCAGCUGCACGAGUACACAGCACAAGGCAGCACACAGCAGCAGCAGCGGCGGCGGCAGCACACCACCACCAGCACUACCCAACCCGGCCCUGGUCCUGACCCUUGACCCUCCACCCUCGUCGCUUUUUCUGGUCACCACAGCAAAACCCCGCUUCCGGUGCUUCCCCACGUCCUGUUUCACCCCAGCCAGCCAGGCCCUCGCCCCGGCACCACCACAAACCCUUGAACCCUGA